CAUAUCUUCUACCACGAAAGAAACCUCUUCAAAUCCGAUAUAAGUGACGAUCGAGUAUCCAAUUCCAGUAUGGCGCCUGUAACGCGCGCACGAGCUGCGAAGACGAAGCCACCCGCCUCACCGAAGAGGUCCAAAUCUCCCAAGAAGCCGACGUUGAAAGCUCCACCAAAGCGUGCCAGAAAACCUACAGCUGCUCCACCGCCGGAGACUAAAGUGGAGGAAGACAAGCCCGUUCCGGCUGCGCCCAAAGCGACCGCAUCUACGAGGGCUUCUCGAACAAAAGCAGCCGCGAUUGGCAAACCAACCACGGGAUCGCGGGCAAGAGCAGCUCCCAAGACCACCACAACCACAUCUACGUCCUCUCGGACCACGAGAAAGCGACCUGCGAAGGAUGAAGAUGACCCUCCCAAAGCAUCAGCACCACCACGAAAGCGAACAAGAAGCGCUGCCAAAGCCAAGCCCGACCAGGUUCCUGAGCCGACGCCUGCUCCCGUGCCAGAACCUGAGCCUGAAUUUGAAGCAGAGGUUUCCGCUGAAGCCAUCCCGACCGAGACGGGGGUGGGAUCCGAGGCUCACAACGAGGAUACGGAGGCCGCACCAAUUGAGGGCCAGGGCAACACAACCACGGAAACCACCAUGACAGUAUCAACGCCGGCAUCUCCAUCGAAAGUCUCUCGUAUCCCAAGACCCUCUCCACAGACCACUCCACAAAGCACGUCAAGGAAAGCAAGUGCGCCACACUUUAGCCCGCAGCUGUUUACCCACAGCAUUGGGAGAUCAAAAACGGCGCAUUCAACGAAGAAUGGCCUGAAGGAGUCGCUCCUCGGUGUGUCUCCGAGGAAGCUCAAACUUCCUUCGGUUACGAAAUCAGGGACCAAUAUCCCAGCCCCAGCCUCCCCGAGCAAGGAGCAUGUACAAGAGCUGACCCCCAAGGUCGUCGGAGCAGGGACGGAUCCCUUCUGCCUUAACACGCCCGUUGCCAGUGGAUUUAAGACUGCGCCGGUUGAAGGGAUUGAGCAGUCUCCAGCACCAGAUGCCAACCUUGAUGGCGAUGAUGGAUACCUGCCAGAAAUCGUGGAGUCCCAGUUCGAGGCGGCACUUGCCGCGCUUGAAGAGCCGGCUCCAUCUAUACCACUAUCCACACCGGCAGUAGCUUCUCCAGAACGGCACAUGGAAAUCCACGUCGAUGAGCCGGCGAGUCAUUAUCCUAACGAAACAGAGCACACCGUCAUCCAAUCCCCAAUGACGCCGACUCGCCCACCACAGACACCAAGGACGGCAAAGUCGCAUUGUGAAGGAUUCGGCGCAGCCAUCAAACAACCUGUCUUUGCAGACACGCCAAAUGAGCCUCUCGUCCGAACAACGUCCAUCUUCUCCUCCACCAAGUCCUUUGGUUCGGCGCGACGACCACCAGCAAAAGAGAAAUUCCUUCAGUCGGCGCCUAGGCGAUCAUGCCUCACCGUACCCCCCAAGUUCCGACAAAUGGCCGCUCGAAUCCCUGAUCGUCUAUCCAGCUUGAAUACCUCGCCGACAAAAGCGGGUGUUCAGAAGCAAUCCGGUGUCCGGGCAUCGCCUGGGAAACUGAGCGCAAGUUACAGUGCGGUCUCAUCACCUACCAAAUCACCAAAGAGGUCUCCGCUCAAAGAGAUUACGGAGGAACUAGGGACCAUGGCCUUUGAUCAGAACCUUUGCAUGCCGAGAGAUGCUUCGUUGGAACCGAUUUCUCGCCCCGUCUUUGUCGACCAUGAAGAGACUGAGACUCCCGAUGCAACCAUUACGCUAGAAGAGUUCAUCAACACACCGUUUCUUCAGCGGACCCCUACCGCCAAGGCAGAGUCAGCAGUAGAGUCAGCGGUGUCCUUCGCUCCUCUGGGCAAAGUACCGGAAUUGAACAAGCCCAUCUGUUCGCCGACGAAAUCAUCCAUCCGAUCACCGGAGCGGCGGUUGUCGCCCAAAAAGUCGGUCACAUUCCAGGAAGAGAAGAGUCCAUUGAGCAGCCCGAAUUCAUCGCUCCUGGAGGGCGUUAUUGCCUUUGUUGACGUGAACACCAACGAUGGAGCCGAUGCGACGCACCUAUUCAAGCCGUUGCUUGAAGAGAUGGGCGCAGUCUGCGUCCCGCAGUGGACAAGUAAUUCCAUGAGCAUAACACAUGUCAUCUUCAAAGACGGGGAUAGUAUGACGCUUGAGAAGGUCGUUGCCAGUAAUGAUGCAGUUCUUGCCGUGAACAUUGCGUGGCCAAUUGACUGUGAACGCUUCAACAAGCGGCUUGAUGAGCAAUCAUACCUCAUCAACCUAUCCCAUAUCCCGGGGAGCCCACGGCCGCUGCACAGCCGAAGCCCGAACGCAAGUCCCGUACACGACGCUAAAACUCCGGCUUGCCCAACGCCCGUCCACUUCAAAUCCACACCGUCACGGCCCAGAACGCCCAGACCGGGGUACUCAUCCUCACGCUUUGCCAUCAAAACCCCGGCAUGGCUUGCUGGGAGCAUCAACAAGCAUGCGAGCACACCCAAUCUCCGGCUCUGCUCGCCUGAAAACAAGGAGAACGAAGAAAACCUCGCCAAUUUUCCAUGCGGCGAGAGUGAAGGGGGUUAUUCACCGACGACCCCGUACUUCCUGAAGCCGAGCAACCUGGUGCAGCAGACAUGUCCACCCAAGCAACACGGACAAUCCAUGUUUUUGGUGGACGAUGCGCAGACGUCGUUUAAGCAGCGGCUGAUGUUGGCGAAACGCAGGAGUCUGGAGUUUGCACCGAAAGUGCCCAGCCCAUUGAGGGCCAUGAGACAGAAUCCGAAGUUCGGGUACUAA
Molecule: messenger RNA, 2808 nt
Organism: Eremomyces bilateralis CBS 781.70
Lineage: Eukaryota; Fungi; Ascomycota; Dothideomycetes; Eremomycetales; Eremomycetaceae
Exons: 3
Coding region: 70-2808 (912 amino acids)
Biological process (GO): mitotic cell cycle
Source: RefSeq, a predicted model, not a curated record